AUGCCGCUCUUCUUUCGGAAAAGGAAGGCGAGCAACGAAGCCCGGAAACGCCUAGAAUAUCAAAUGUGUCUCGCAAAGGAAGCGGGAGCAGAUGAUAUUCUUGACAUCUCCAGGUGUGAACUUUCUGAGCUUCCCUACGGUGCCUUUUCGACCUGCAAAGUAUUGCAGAAGAAGGUGCUGAUCGCUCACACCAAUUUUUUGAUGUCCCUCGUCCCCAAAUCCUGCAGCCUCUCUAACCUUGUAACAAUAAAGGUUUUAGAUCUCCAUGAUAACCAGCUGACCUCCCUUCCUGCCGAUAUCGGCCAGUUGAUUUCUCUCCAGGUUUUGAAUGUAGAAAAGAACGUUUUAAAAGCUCUUCCGGACUCGAUUGGGGACCUUGUUCAGCUUCAGACGCUGAAUUUGAAAGGCAACAAGCUCAAGCAACUGCCCUCCACCCUGGAGGGCCUGCGGAGUCUGCGAACAUUGGACAUCAGUGAAAAUUCGGUCCAGGAGUUGCCGCAGACACUGGCUCACAUCCGAACCUUGGAGACGCUGUCCCUGGAUGCUUCAGGAAUGGUUUACCCACCGGGUGAGGUCUGCAGCAUUGGCACCGAGGCCAUCCAGCAGUUCCUCUGUGACCAACUGGGCACAAAAUACAACCCUCCCUCUCAGUAUUUACUCCCUGUGUUGGAAAGCGAAGGCGAGGAGACAUCAGUGGAUGGCGUCCGGAGAACAGCUGACAAAUACAUGGAAGAUGAAGCCGAGUGGCAAAACAAGUUUCUAGACUAUGAGAAGCGAAAGGAGCAGAAGAUGCAGGAGAAGCUGGAAUUUGAGCGUUGGCUGGAUCUGGAGCAGAGAGAACAAGUCCACUUGAUGCAUCAAAGUCACGUCCAGAAAGGAGAAUUUCUCCAAAGCAUGAAAGAGGAGCAGAUGAAACUGGAGGAAGGCCUGACCCGCCAUCAGCAGCGCCUGGGGACCGAGCGCUUGAAGCUGCUGGAUCAGCUGAAGCAGAUGGAGCAAGGGGUGGCCAGCAGGAUCCAGAAACUGCUGGAAGAUAACCAAAGGCAGAAACAAAGUUCUGAGAUCUUGAAAUCCCUCGAGAACGACCGGAUCCGGAUGGAGCAGCUGAUGGCCAUCACUCAGGAAGAAACGGAACAGCUGAGGAGGAAAGAAGUAGCCGCGGCCAUGAAGCAGAUGUUGUCUGAGACCUACAAGAACAGACUUCUUCAGGGGGCCUAUGAGUCUCGCCGGCAGGACCUGGUCAACCAGACGUGUUCCAGCCUUGCCAAGAUGGAUGAGAAGUUCCAGCAGAUCCUGGCUUGGCAGCAGCUGGAUCAGAACAAAGCCAUCAGCCAGAUCCUGCAGGAGAGCGAGAUGCAGAAGGCAGCCUUCGAAGCCCUCCAGGUGAAGCGAGACGUCAUGCACUGCCAGAUCAGAAACCAGAUUAAGUUAAUAGAGAGAGAGUUACUCGAAGGAAGGUUCAGUCUCCUUCUAAAACACACCCACAACCAUGUUGUGUUGCAGGAAGCAAUUGGAGAGCAACGGCGCACUUUGAGUUAUCUGCUGCAGCAGCUGCUGAAGGAGAAAAAAGAGCGAGAAGAGGAACUGCAAGCCAUUCUGAAAGAAUUGGAGGCCAAGAGUGAGACGAAGCAGGAGAACUACUGGCUGAUCCAGUACCAACGACUCUUAAAUCAGAAGCCCCUCUCUCUCCGGUUGCAGGAAGAAGGUCUGGAGAGGCAGCUGGUGAAGCUGUUGACGGGCCUCUCGGCCGAACAGUACCUACCCAUUUUUGCCCACCAUCGGAUCUCUCUCGAAAUGCUCAGCCACAUGGUCCCUGGGGACCUAGCCAAGAUCGGAAUAACUGAAUCUGGCUUGCAACGCGCCAUCGUCCAGAAAGCUCGGGAGAUACAAGCUGUUGCAGAAACCAUACCAGAACUGUUGAAGCCAGCAGAAGAAGUAGGGCCUUCUGCUCCCGUGUUUGGAGAAGAGCCUGCCCAGCCUGAAGUCCCAUCAGCUCCACCGCCAGAAGAACACCACUGCGAGUGUGUAGUCUGUAUGGAGUUAGAGGCACAAGUGGUGUUCUUGUACUGCGGUCACGUCUGCUGCUGCCAAAACUGCUCCGAAGCCUUGCACACCUGCCCGCUCUGCAGACAAGCGAUUGUGCAACGGAUCCGGCUUUUCCACAGCGGCUAUAGCCCCCUGGAGGAUGCCAAAGGGGCAGGUUUUUCUCCCGGAGGAGAAAUGUAGGAAAAAACCUGGAAUGUCAGC
Protobothrops mucrosquamatus (brown spotted pit viper) is the source of this 2247-nucleotide messenger RNA. It is a transcript of the gene LRSAM1, whose product is annotated as leucine rich repeat and sterile alpha motif containing 1. Lineage: Eukaryota; Metazoa; Chordata; Lepidosauria; Squamata; Viperidae. The record is from RefSeq and is a predicted model, not a curated record. The coding region runs from base 1 to 2226 and encodes 741 amino acids. Gene Ontology annotation, molecular function: protein binding. The transcript has 24 exons.